AUGCCCGGUAUUCCCUUACCAGCCGUUCUGUCGCAACUGUGGUUCGACACAUCGUACAACAGCGGCGCCUGUGCCAGGGUAUUCUUCUCCGGCUUGGAGCUGCUCGUCUGCCAGAUCGCCAUCAACACGGUGGACAACGCCUUCUCGGCGGGAAUGGACCUAGCCGCUCUCUUCUCCAACUACAGCAAUAUCCGGCGGGGCGCUUACAUUGACCUAUAGUCCUCAGCAUCGCCCUUUGCCUCUAGGAGCUGCUCUCGUCCGCAGCCGUCUUCAUCAGCGUGCUCUCGGUCAGCCUCCAGCGUGUUCCUCGGCCCCGUUGUGUCAGCAUCCGGGUAUACGAAUACUGGAUGGUCCGGCGCCGCGAGCAUCAAGCUGUCCGUCCU
Messenger RNA from Chaetomium strumarium, 383 nucleotides. RefSeq lists its product as uncharacterized. The transcript has 2 exons. The record is from RefSeq and is a predicted model, not a curated record. Bases 1 to 219 code for a protein of 72 amino acids. Lineage: Eukaryota; Fungi; Ascomycota; Sordariomycetes; Sordariales; Chaetomiaceae.